This is a messenger RNA of Nilaparvata lugens (brown planthopper), 342 nucleotides long. RefSeq names its product non-structural maintenance of chromosomes element 4 homolog A-like. The record is from RefSeq and is a predicted model, not a curated record. The transcript is spliced from 2 exons. Bases 16 to 342 code for a protein of 108 amino acids. Lineage: Eukaryota; Metazoa; Arthropoda; Insecta; Hemiptera; Delphacidae. Gene Ontology annotation, cellular component: nucleus; Smc5-Smc6 complex. Gene Ontology annotation, biological process: DNA repair.
UUCUAAUUGUUGUUGAUGCAGGUGGUGAACGAAGAUGCGAAGAAAGUGGAGGAGUAUCGUGUGUUGAACAAAUCUCUGCGCCAAUCGUUCAGUGCCAAUCGUCAACGACCCGUCGACUUUUUCGAGUUGGUAGUCGAUAAACAGUCGUAUCCGACCACUGUCGAAAACAUCUUCAAUUUCGCCUUCCUCAUCCGAGAGGACAUGGCUAAACUGAAUAUCAGUAAUGAUGGUAUGCCCAAAGUGGAACCAGUGGUCGAAGAUAGAGAAGAAGGAAGACGGAAGAAAAAUGAGCAAGAAUCCAACCAGAUGAUUUUUCAUUGGAUCACGAAAAGUGGAAGGUAA